AAAGCCAUUUUCCCAGGCAAGGGUUGCAACAUCGCCGCCGAGGCAGCGAGCAGAGCUGACAGCAGCGGAGCGGGCGCUGCAGGAUUCAGGGAGCCUUGCCGGCUCCUCUGACUGGCGUCUGCGAGUACAACAGCGGCUGACCCACUCGGGCUUGGGGAUUUACACAGACGUGGAGCGAUGCUUGUGACUCUGCAGCUCCCCAAAGGCCCCUAGAAGCCUGUCUUACCAGUGCAGUCUAGGACCACUAGCCUCAUGGAGCCACCAAUCCCACAGAGCUCUGUCCCUUUGACUCCCGGCACUGUCAUGGUUCAGCCCCUCCUUGACAGCCGAGUACCCCACAGCCGGCUCCAGCACCCACUUACCAUCUUACCUAUUGACCAGAUGAAGACCAGCCACGUGGAGAAUGACUACAUAGACAACCCUAGCCUGGCCCCCACUGUGGGUCCCAAGCGGACCCGGGGUGGGGUCCCAGAGCUGGCCCCUACACCUGCCCGCUGUGACCAGGAUGUCACUCACCACUGGAUCUCCUUCAGCGGUCGCCCCAGCUCUGUAAGCAGCAGCAGCAGCACCUCUUCAGACCAGAGGCUCCUCGACCAUAUGGCUCCACCGCCAGUCGCUGAGCAGGCUUCCCCUAGGGCUGUGCGCCUCCAGCCCAAGGUGGUCCACUGUAAGCCGCUGGACCUCAAGGGCCCAGCAGCUCCACCAGAGCUAGACAAGCACUUCUUGCUGUGUGAGGCCUGUGGGAAGUGUAAAUGCAAGGAAUGUGCGUCCCCUAGGACGUUGCCCUCUUGCUGGGUCUGCAACCAGGAGUGUUUGUGCUCAGCCCAGACCCUGGUCAACUAUGGCACAUGCAUGUGCCUGGUGCAAGGCAUCUUCUACCACUGCACCAAUGAGGAUGAUGAGGGCUCCUGCGCUGACCAUCCCUGCUCCUGCUCCCGCUCCAACUGCUGCGCCCGCUGGUCCUUCAUGGGCGCCCUCUCUGUGGUGCUGCCAUGUCUGCUGUGCUACCUGCCAGCCACAGGCUGUGUCAAGCUGGCUCAGCGCGGCUAUGACCGCCUGAGGCGCCCAGGUUGCCGCUGCAAGCACACGAACAGUGUCAUCUGCAAGGCAGCCAGUGGCGACACCAAGGCCAGCAGGCCUGACAAGCCUUUCUGACGCUUUGGAUGGAAACUCAACACUGCCCUUGGAAACUGGGGUCCCUCCUGCCAGUCUUCUUGAGACUGACCGGGCUCAUCUGUCCUCUCUUAAACCCCAGAUUGAGAAGAAAGAGGCAGAGACCACUACCACCCAGCCUAGAGCCCCCAAAAGGAUGAAGAUGCACUUUGGGGUUUUCAUGUUCUUGAAACUUUAUGUCAAGCAGCAGUGACAGCAACGGGGUGUGGCGGCUUUGGAUGCGAUUUUCCUAUUUCAGAAGAAGGAACACCGAUGUGGACACAAUCCAGAAGUUCGGCUGCUCAGUGGCCUUCCCAGCCCCUCCUCUGAACCUCACCCUCCCACUUUGCCUCUGGCUCCCGCUGGAGCCCCCUGCCGGGGAGGAACAGCUGACGGAAAGUGGGAUACCUCAAGGAAGACCCUCACAGCCUUGACUUCUACCUUUUGUUCCUCUGCCCAUGCCUGUUGGCCUUGGCCUCUUGGGAAGGUGCACCAUAGCAAUUCCUGCUGUAUGUACUUGCUAGCUGAGAACAAAAUCAGUGGUGAGCCGGAGCCUUCCUGGGCCCACAGGAUGACAGAGCCGCUGGGCAGUGUGUGUGUUCCUUCUAGCUUCAAUCGCUCGCUUGGGGGUGUCCACUCAUCAUACCACCCUCCGGUUCUUGCCCGAGUCACAGACUGGCCUGCCUGCUGUGCGUCCUGAGCUCUCUGCUCUCUACUUAGAUUCUCUGCAGAAACUUGCUGGGUUAAGAGGGCCAGGGUGACACAAGUGAGACCAAAUAUCAUUUUGCCAAUGAGUCUGAGGCUGUGGUCUCCGGAUCCAGUCGUGAUGUUUUUAUAUGUUUAAUUAAAUAGAUGCUAAUGGUGUUUAAACAAUAAUAAUACAACAACUUGCUUCCUUUUGGGCCACCCCCAGGAAGGGCUGAUUUCACAAUCUGGGGGCAAGCAACCCCAAGGAGCAUAAUUCCCCUGCCCAUCAAGAAUAGCGAAGAAGAGGCCACACCUCCCAUUGGCAGAAUGACAGUUGAGCCGAGCUGGGGUUGGGUUUUCUUCUGAUUCUGCUGCUUGCUGUCAUAGCCUUUUGUGUAUAGUGAUGUGUCUGUCUUUAUGUAAAUAGAGAGAGAAUGAACAGAGUCUAUUUUAGUGUUAGGAGGCCCUGGUGGGGAAGUCAGAGGGAACCCAGAGAGGGUAGGGAACAAUUCUCCAGGGGCUACUGGAUUUGAGCCCAAUUUUUGUGCGCAGCACAACCCCUGCCCCUCCCGACAGCCCCCAAAGACGUAGCAACUCUUUCACGGUGCUAAAGGUCUCAGAAAGUGCAGCACGUCCAGUGGGUAGGUACUUGUUGCAUGCAAAAAGGUAUAGUGUCUCUGGUCCUUACCCCCAGCUGUUGUGGGGUUUUUGUUUUGUGUGGUAUUUUGUUCCCAUCCCUGCCUCUUGGUGAUACGAGAAAUGGCCUGGGUCAGAAGAGGUGCCCCAGGUGAAAUUGGGGAAGUGUUAGGCAGAAAUCAUGUGUGGUAUUUCUGGCUCUCUGUGUGGGAGCAGAACUGCCCCCAGGAAGGAGACAAGUAGGCAGGUAGCUAUGAGUGGCUUGUACCUAAUGCUCUGUCUCAAGGAUUCACCCCCACCCCUACUUGGAAACUAGUCGUAACACCUUAUGAUUUAGAAUAAGUUAAUUGUAACCAUAGGUAUUUAUUGACUGGAGGAAGGGAGGGUUUUCUUUUCAGCUUUAUUUAUGUAGCAUUUACAGGCUUGUAAAAGGCAAGUGUAAAAUACUGCAUCUUCAUUCUCUAUGGCUAAUCCAUACAGCUGCCCUUGCCACGGUCUCUUGCAAUGUCCUUGCACAUAUCGGAAGGAAAGAUACAAGACAAAAACACUUUCAGCCAACCACUUAACACUAACUGAAUGUAUUAGAAACUUACAGAAGGGGCUGCAGAUGUUUUCCUCAAAUGAGACAUGUGGCUGGAAGCCCCCAAAAGUGAUAGCGCACACGAGCACACCCUUUCUAAAAGGCCUGGGAGCUGAGCUUUGCCCAGGGUCCCUCCCUCAGUUGGUCUCCACAGAACAGUUGACCCAGUGGCAGGUUGCACUUUGGUGAUCUUGGUCUGUACACCUCUGUGGACAAUUGAGUUACAUAAUCUGUGUGUGCGCACAUGCACGUGUAACACAUACACACUGACCCUCUACCACACAGACCCUGUUUCCUGGCAACCCCUCCUGAACCCUGACUUUGUGUACAUAGCUGUAAACACGGAUUUUUGUGGGUUUUGGUUUGCUUUUUCUUUGUCCCCAACUCAUUUUGGCUUGUGGGUGAUGUCCACAGAACUCCCCCUCCUCCUCUCCCCCAGGAGUUUGCCUUGGGGCUUACUUACUUGGUGGUAAAGGGAAGGAGUGAAGGAAGCAUCCUUUAUUUCCUCAGCUCUAUUGUUUUUCUCUGGCAAACACCUGCAGGCAGAAAGAACACAUAAAAGUGGUGGCUUGCCUCUAGGGCCCCCACCCCCUUUGUAGGCCAGUCAAUAGGCACUGAGUCUACAGGGCCUCUCUCGAACAAUUUCUGAAGCUGCCUCAGAUUGGUGGCUUGAUAUCAGCAGCUUGCUUGUCUAGGUUGUAGCUCUCUAAAAUCUCCAACUGGUUCCCACUUGUAGACCUGGGGUUGGUGGCAGUUGUGCCUUGAGCUGAGGAUAGUAUCCAUCCAAGACAUUUCAUAAAAAGUACCUUGGUUUCCAAAUUGUGGGGAAAUGCCAGCACUCCUGUGAGUAUAUGGGGUUUCGGUCUAGACUAGCAAAAUCCUUCCAAGGUAUAGUCAAGGCUCCUGAAGCCAACUGGAAGGGAACAAAGAACAGACCUCACUUUAUUUUGGGUACUCCCAGCUGAUGGGAGGCAUCCUUGUGAUGGAUGCCUUUGAACUUGGGCAGUCUGCAUUGGUGGGGCCCAGCUGCAUCACAACCCUAAAGGGGCAAUACAUACCAAGUCAGUCUGGGCCAGAACCCAGACUUUGAAGCAGCAUGGUCUCUAGUGUUACUCCAAGAAAUAAAUGUCUGAGGUGUGUGGGCAGCACAAAUUUGCACUGUACAAUUUACAAGAACAUCGAGGCAUCACCAGCCUCCUGGUUUAUGGGUUUGAUGAGUAAAGUUCAAUGCCCUCUCUGCUCUGUAACGGUGGAUAUCAAUCCUGUGUUUCCACUUUUGCUGUGGGUGACUGUGCUGUUUCUUACCUUGCUUUCUCUCGCUGUCCCACGGUUGGUUUCAUGUUAGCAGCAGUAGAGUUGCACCCAGUUGCCCACUCCACAUCCGUUUCAUUAACCCCUCACUGUAGUCCCUUUUCACCCCACCACAAAAGUUACCACAGAAGGUUUCCUUUGUAAAAAAUAUUUAUUUUGAAGCUCUAUUUUAAUAGUAUUUAUUUUAGAAAGUCUACUAUUGUAAGAGUUCUUCUGUUUGUGAAGAAAAAAACAAGUUAAAAACUGAAUGUACUGAUCUAGAAGAUAUCUAUAAAUAUAUAUUGUUAAAUAUA
Phodopus roborovskii (desert hamster) is the source of this 4659-nucleotide messenger RNA. It is a transcript of the gene Spry4, whose product is annotated as sprouty RTK signaling antagonist 4. The transcript has 2 exons. Lineage: Eukaryota; Metazoa; Chordata; Mammalia; Rodentia; Cricetidae. Gene Ontology annotation, cellular component: membrane; cytosol. Bases 253 to 1155 code for a protein of 300 amino acids. The record is from RefSeq and is a predicted model, not a curated record. Gene Ontology annotation, biological process: negative regulation of fibroblast growth factor receptor signaling pathway; negative regulation of MAP kinase activity; animal organ development.